Molecule: messenger RNA, 915 nt
Organism: Saccostrea cuccullata (small rock oyster)
Lineage: Eukaryota; Metazoa; Mollusca; Bivalvia; Ostreida; Ostreidae
Exons: 4
Coding region: 77-427 (116 amino acids)
Source: RefSeq, a predicted model, not a curated record
CAUCAAGAGUUACAGUAUUGAAAUAUUUCGGCAAGCUUCCGCUCAUCUUAUAUCUAAUAAACCCAGGGAGGAGACAAUGGCGAUUUCAGGGAGAUUUUACAUCGAUGCAUUGGCCUUUAUGGUCAUAGUGAUCAUAGCUUAUAACGGUGUUGCUGGGCAAGCUAAAGAUGCUCAAUGUUUUUUAUCCAAAAGUUCCAAAUGCAGACCUGCGACUGGUGGCGGUGGCGACAAAGAAAAGAUGUGCAGUGGAUUAAAUAACUAUAUAAAUUGCAUUCAAAAUGUAAUGAAGGAAUGCAACGUGAGCACUGGGAAGGACAUGCUGGAUCAAGCCAAGAAACAACUCAAAGAUCAUGGCUGUUCCGGGGCUGGACUUCCCGUUGUCAGCGUCUUGUGUCUUCUUGUGGCUGCAGUCUUCCAUCUAAUGUAAAGAAGAAUUCAUUUAGUUUAGUAAAAUAACUUCAAUUUAUUUUAUUUGGCAUCAAGGGAUGAAUACUCUUAACUAAAUAAAACUUCCGAAGAAUCACAACUCUUUAUUAGUCUGUGGCUUGUAGAAAGUUUUCCAUUACUUUCGUAUUAUUGUACGAAGAAAACUGUCCUUGCCAUAUCACUUAUUAUAUACUACUAGUAAUGUAUUUGUAGGGAGAAAAAAUUGUGUAUACGUAUAAUGUUGUUUAUGUCAAAUAAAAUGGACGUUAAUCAGCGUUUAAAAUGCGACAGAUUGAUGUUUAAAAAACAAAAUAUUUGGUAUGAUAUAGCAUUAUACUUAUACUUGUCUUAUAAUACUAUGUAUGCAUUUUUGUAUUUUUGCCCGUUUUUAUACUUCUAGAUCUAAAAGAAAUAUUGUCAUGUUUUGAAAAUAUGUUUUAAUUUAAAAUAAACAAAUAAAGGGGUGAAAAUUGCUUUGUUUGUAAUAUA